CUGGAGCAGUGUGUUACCUGUUUGAGUGUGUGUGCGCGCCUGAGGACGUGGUGGAGCAAAAGCGAGAGCGAGAGCGAACGCGCGCGCGCGUGUUAAAAAGUUUGAGACUUUUCUUGUAAACACGGUGUAGUGCUGUAGAUGAAGGGGAACCUGGUUGGAGUGUGUACUGAGCAGGUGAAGAUGGAGGUGACGAGGUUCGGACACGCUCAGCAAACAGCGGCGCCGGAGGGUCAUCAUGCCGACCGGAAGUUCGCUUCUCCGUUGAAACGGCAUGCGGUCAAGCGGCAUCAUCACAAACACAACCUGAAGCACAGAUACGACUUCCUGGAGACCCUGGGCAAGGGGACCUACGGCAAAGUGAAGAAAGCUGUGGACAGAACAGGAAAACUGGUGGCAAUCAAAUCAAUCAGGAAAGAAAAUAUUAAAGAUGAACAGGACCUGAUUCACAUACGGAGAGAGAUUGAGAUCAUGUCGUCCCUCAAUCACCCCUACAUCAUCACCAUAUACGAGGUGUUUGAGAAUAAGGAUAAGAUUGUGAUUGUGAUGGAGUACGCCAGUAAAGGAGAUUUAUUCGACUACAUCAGUGAGAAGCGGCUCUCUGAGCGAGAGGCUCGACACAUCUUCAGACAGAUCGUCUCAGCUGUACACUACUGCCAUCAGAAUGGCGUCGUGCACCGAGACCUGAAACUGGAGAACAUCCUGCUGGAUGCAAACGGAGAUGUAAAGAUUGCUGAUUUCGGGUUGUCGAGCCUGUACCGGAGAGAUGAGUACCUGCAGACGUACUGUGGCAGUCCGCUGUACGCCUCACCUGAGAUCGUUAACGGCCGGCCGUAUAAAGGACCAGAAGUGGACAGCUGGUCUCUGGGGGUCCUCCUGUACACUCUGGUACAUGAAGCCAUGCCGUUUGACGGCCGUGACUACAGGACGCUGGUGAGACAGAUCAGCACAGGAGACUACCGAAAACCCACUAAGCCUUCAGAUGCAUGUGGUUUGAUACGUUGGAUGCUGAUGGUAAACCCCGAUCGCAGAGCCACGCUGGAGGAAAUCGCAGGCCACUGGUGGCUUAAUUGGGGCUACCAGCGCCCCCUUUUGGCUGAGAACGAGACAACAGGAACAACAACGCCAUCACAAACGAGCAACUCGGCCCGAAUAACCGACUGGCUGCGUAAGACUUCUCGACCUCUGCUGCACAGUGGCUCGAAAAUGCGCUGCCUUUUGCGUCCAGGAGGGGGAGUCACAGGGGACGCAACAGUCACCCGUCAGCGCUCGAUUCGCAGGUCACGCAAAGAAAACAACGUCUCUCAGAGCAUGCAAGAAAACACUGCACCCAGGCCAUUUAAAGGCAUCCUGAAAAAACGUGGCAGCUUAAAACAGAAGCUGUCUGGUGAACCCCAGAUUCCGCCUUUGGAGGAAAAAAAGCCCAAUGCAAUAGUGGUGCCACCUGUAGCCAAGCCUCCGGCCCCGGCCCCUCGCAAAGGAAUCCUAAAGAAACCAGUCGAGAUGGAGAGGGAAUCGGGUUAUUGCUCCUCCACUGACAGCAGCGACUGCACCCGAACACGACAACUUGAGCUGGGCACCACAAUGCCACCGCGCCAUAAAGGAAUCCUUAAACCUAACGGAAAAUCUUCCUCCGGUGUUCUGCAAGAAUUCAGAGAGUUUGGAUCUCUAGACCAACUGGCAGCAUCUCUGCCAUCGGAGGGCAUCAGAUCUCGUCCCAGCAUCGCCAUCAGUGAGGACAGCAUCCUUUCAUCAGAAUCCUUUGACCGGUUAGACCUGCCUGAUCGCCGUGAACCUGCUAUAAAGGUGAAUCGUCCGGCAGGCGGCCGUCCCAUGCGUGGCAGCGUUUCGGCCGACAAUCUUUUGGACCUGAAGGAAAGCAGGCAGGAAUGGGAUACAGAGAAAAUAGGAGAAAACACGUUCUCCAUCACAGACUGCGAAAGCAUGACCGAGGUCUACAAGUCUGCCUGUAUCUGCACCCACGCCAGCUAAAACUCUCCACCCAAACCAAAACACUUUCAAACCCGACAAGUCCACUUCAGGAUGUGUUCCGGUCCUGUGUGGGGGAAGAAAUCGUUGUGGAGACCGCAGUCCUGGUACAAGGAAGUAUGGCUAUCCAGAGUUAGCCUUGUUCCAUAUUCCGAAUCCAGGAUGCAUGUUCUCCAUUACAGCCUGGAGGAAGUAAAGCACAAGCUAAAGGGUAAACUAAUUUAAGACAUGACUGCAGGUCAGAUUAGUAUAUACAAAGGAAAGCCAAACGUGCCAAGCAGCUGUUUCUAGAGAGGCAUAUCUGAAACACAUUUUAUACUUGAUGAGGCUGCGGUCCUUCUCUACUUCAGCCGUGGUUUCUGAGACCUAAACUUGAAAAUGUUAACAAUCCGACCACAGAGUUGAGCACCAGAGGAACUCUAAAGGAACCUCUUGACUUAUUAUCUGCAGCUCAGAGUCCAUUAGUGAUAAGACGUUGUUUUUUUAACCUUAACAAACUUUGUUGUAUUUGUAAAUGAUUAGCUUUUAAGACAGACGGUAUCAGUCUCACUCGGAGCUGAAACAGCAGACCAGACAUGGAUAUUUAUUGCUUUAUAAAUGUGCUGUUGUGAUAAGGAUGAGUAGGUGAAGAUAGAGUAAGUUUGUAAAACAGUUUUGUAAGCUGUACUCCGUCAUCAAGGUCUUUUAAGUUAAAACACUGUUGUCUUUAUAUUUUAUUUUUGAAAACCCUGAUUUUGUCCAACAAUUUGAAAUAGAAAUGAACGAAAGGCUGAUAGGCAUUUAACUGCUUUGUCCAGCUUUCGUCUGAUGUAGAAACUUAAAUAUUUCUUGAAAUUUUUUUUAUUUUUUAAUCGUAAUUUUAUUUCCUUGGUGAUUUUAUACCAUUUCAUAUGCAAGACUGUAGAAAAUGCAAUACAAUACUGCGCUUCUUCAACUGGAAAAUGGCCAAAACUGCAAAAGAACCCAUGUGCAGUUCUGAUGUGACUGUUAACAUCAGAGUCGUACAUUAAACAAACCCUGUAACAUCGUACUGUUAACCUUAAACUGUGUUUGCCAAAGUGGCUGCACUGAAACUGAUACUGGAACAGUGGGACAAUAAACACUCACAAACACAA
This is a messenger RNA of Silurus meridionalis, 3101 nucleotides long. It is a transcript of the gene nuak2, whose product is annotated as NUAK family, SNF1-like kinase, 2. The transcript has 6 exons. The coding region runs from base 139 to 1989 and encodes 616 amino acids. Gene Ontology annotation, molecular function: protein serine/threonine kinase activity; ATP binding; tau-protein kinase activity. The record is from RefSeq and is a predicted model, not a curated record. Gene Ontology annotation, cellular component: cytoplasm. NCBI's taxonomy places the organism in Eukaryota, Metazoa, Chordata, Actinopteri, Siluriformes, Siluridae. Gene Ontology annotation, biological process: intracellular signal transduction; protein phosphorylation; microtubule cytoskeleton organization.